Molecule: messenger RNA, 5059 nt
Organism: Manis pentadactyla (Chinese pangolin)
Lineage: Eukaryota; Metazoa; Chordata; Mammalia; Pholidota; Manidae
Gene: CD2AP
Product: CD2 associated protein
Exons: 18
Coding region: 459-2375 (638 amino acids)
Cellular component (GO): cytoplasm; vesicle; plasma membrane
Molecular function (GO): protein binding
Source: RefSeq, a predicted model, not a curated record
GCGGGUGUCCGCCUCAUGUGCGGCGCUGGGAUCCAGAACGGUUGGCGCUGACGGAGCAGCGAGGGGCGGGAGCCCGGGCUAGGCCGGCGCUCCGGGUUGGAGCCAGCGGCCGGGAGGAACCAGCAGUUUCCCUCCCGCACCCCGCGCCCCCCUCCGCGCCGCGGGACCGACCCGAGCUGGGAAACCGCCGUCGGGGCGGGCGAGGGAGGGCCCUCCCACCGCAGCUUUGGUGGCGUCCAGGCGCUGGGAGCCGCCGCCCCGCCACCUCUGCCUCACGGGCUGCGCUGACGGCCCUGGCCGGGGAGCGCCGCAGGCGGAUGGGGGCGCCUCUCCGCCCCGCCUGAGCUCAGGAGGGGCAGAGCGGAGCGCUGGGCCCGCCUCCUGCCGCCAGAGAGGCCGCGCGAACAGCAGGAGGAGGAGCAGCGGGCGCCGAGCUUCUCCCUGCGGGAGCCCCCAGCAUGGUUGACUAUAUUGUGGAGUAUGACUAUGAUGCUGUGCAUGAUGAUGAAUUAACUAUUCGAGUUGGGGAAAUCAUCAGGAAUGUGAAAAAGCUACAGGAAGAAGGAUGGCUAGAAGGAGAACUAAAUGGGAGAAGAGGAAUGUUUCCUGACAAUUUUGUAAAGGAAAUUAAGAGAGAAACAGAAUCCAAGAAUGACAAUUUGCCUGUCAAACGGGAAAGGCAUGGGAAUGUAGCAAGUCUUGUACAACGAAUAAGCACCUAUGGACUCCCAGCUGGAGGAAUUCAACCACAUCCACAAACCAAAAACAUUAAAAAGAAGACCAUGAAGCGUCAGUGUAAAGUUCUCUUUGAAUACAUUCCACAAAAUGAGGAUGAACUGGAGCUGAAAGUUGGAGAUACUAUUGAUAUUAAUGAAGAGGUAGAAGAAGGCUGGUGGAGUGGAACCCUGAACAACAAGUUGGGACUGUUUCCCUCAAAUUUUGUGAAAGAAUUAGAGGUAACAGAUGAUGGUGAAACUCAUGAAGCCCAGGAGGAUUCAGAAACUGUUUUGACUGGGCCUAUCUCAUCUUUACCCUCUCUGGGGAAUGGGAAUGAAAUGACACCUGGAUCAGUUACACAGCCAAAGAAAAUUCGAGGAAUUGGAUUUGGAGAUAUUUUUAAAGAAGGCUCCGUGAAACUUAGGACAAGAAUAUCCAGUACUGAAACAGAAGAGAAAAAACCAGAAAAGCCCUUAAUCAUGCAGUCUAUAGGAUCCAAAACUCAGAGUGUGGACACAACAAAAACAGACACUGAAGGUAAAAUUAAAGCUAAGGAAUAUUGUAGAACAUUAUUUGCCUAUGAAGGUACUAAUGAAGAUGAACUUACUUUUAGAGAGGGAGAGAUAAUCCACUUAAUCAGUAAGGAUACUGGAGAAGCUGGCUGGUGGAAGGGUGAACUUAAUGGUAAAGAAGGAGUAUUUCCAGAUAAUUUUGCUGUGCAGAUAAAUGAACUGGAUAAGGACUUUCCAAAACCAAAGAAACCACCACCUCCUGCUAAGGGUCCAGCUCCAAAGCCUGAGCCAAUAGCUUCAGAGAAGAAGUAUUUACCUAUGAAGCCUGAAGAAAAAGAUGAAAAAUCAGUGCUGGAACAAAAACCUUUUAAGCCAGCUGCUCCACAAGUCCCACCCAAGAAGCCUACUCCACCCACCAAAGCCAAUAAUUUAUUGAGAUCUCCCGGAACAGUGUACCCAAAGCGACCUGAAAAGCCAGUUCCUCCACCACCUCCUGUAGCCAAGAUUAAUGGGGAAGUUUCUACCAUUUCAUCAAAAUUUGAAAGUGAAUCACUAUCAAAACCAAAGCUAGAUUCUGAACAGUUACCACUUAGACCAAAAUCAGUAGACCUAGAUUCACUGACAGUUAGGAGCACCAAAGAAACAGAUCUUGUAAAUUUUGAUGACAUAGCUUCCUCAGAAAACUUGUUACAUCUCACUGCAAAUAGACCAAAGAUGCCAGGAAGAAGGUUGCCUGGCCGCUUCAAUGGUGGACAGUCUCCAACUCAAAGCCCAGAAAAAAUGUUGAAGUUACCAAAAGAAGAAGACAGUGCCAACUUAAAGCCAUCAGAGUAUAAAAAGGAUUCCUACCCUGCAAAGUCAUCUUCAUACCUUUCAACACCUUCAAGUGCUUCUAAACCAAAUAUGGCUGCUUUGGUAACUCCAUUAGACAUCAAAGCUAAGGUAGAAACAGAUGAUGGGAAAAAAAAUUCCCUGGAUGAACUUAGAGCUCAGGUUGCUGAAUUGCUGUGCAUCGUAGAAGCACUGAAAAAGGAUCAUGGGAGAGAACUGGAAAAACUACGAAAAGAUUUGGAAGAAGAAAAGGCAAUGAGAAGCAAUCUAGAGGUGGAAAUAGAAAGGCUGAAAAAAGUAGUUCUGUAUUCUUGAAGAUACAUAGAACCAAUGUUUUUAACGUUCGAGGGACUCAGAUGCAACACUAUGAACUUCAACUGACUUGUUACUUAAAAUAACAAAUGCUGAUGUCAUGAUAAAGAAAUAAGAGUGUAUGAAUUAUAAUACCUAUAGAAAAGUGGAGGGUGAAUGUUCUUUAUAUAUUUUAUUUUGCCAAUAUGAAGAAAAUGAGGCCUUAUUCCUUAUGUGCUGGAAUUGCAAACUUUCUCUUUUUUUUUAGUUUGCUUGAAAAUACUACUGAAUCUGUAUAAAAAGGAAAGUUCACAAUAGUUUUUUUUUAUUGAGACAUGUAUUAUUUUUAAAGAGAUCUAUACUAUAAAUAUGGUGAUAUCUUCACAAAUAUCUGUAAAAUGUACUAUUUGAGAGGGACAGAUUAGCUUUAUAGUAACUAUAGUCACUACUUUUCCCAUAAUACAUAAGGGAUAUAAACUUUGUAUAUAUAUUUUUUACUAUUAGCUUUUUAUCCAGGAUGACACUGUGGUGUCUCUUUGCAGUGCUGUUUAUACUUUGGGGAUGAAAUAGGAGUUUCCUAGCUUUAAACCAGAUUAUUCACCCAGGCAUAUAGUAAUAACUAAUGAAGUGAUCCAAAUAAUUUCUUCAGCCUUUAGAAUAUUUUAUAUUGCUUGCACUAUAGGAUUCAUAAAAGGAAUUUAGUUAACGUGUAUUGGGUUGCUAAGUUUAUUUGGGAAAAUACGAGCUGCAUUUUAAAUUGAUUAGGUUUAGAAAACUGAAAAUGUCAACAUAACCCUUGUGCCUAGAAACUAUAGCACAUACAAUAAGCAAACACCAGCCCUAUUGCUGUACUUUUCUGCUUUUUUUUAUAGGCCCAAAUAAUACUCAUUUUAUGAUCUUGUGACUUAAUUAUUUGUGUCCCUCCCUCUGAUUUUUAAUAAUGAUAAUUUUAGGAAGACAAAACUCAAAGCUUUCAGAACUUCCAUGUGAGAGGUUUCAUACUUUGACAGGUUGUCGUGUGUAUACUCAGGUUUUACAAUUUGUAAUUUACCUAAUAGACCCAACUAACUGGGGGAGCAGUUUUGGGCUGUCACUUAGGUACCAACUUUAUAAAGUGUUAGUAUAUCACAAACUAAUAUUACAAAUAUUUAAAACCAAGUAUAGUUGACCGUAUUCAAAACAUAUUUUCACAAAAUAGAUGAAUUCACAGUUUCUUCAGAGUCACUUAGGAACAGUUGAAUGUUUUAAAAUGUUAAUAUGUCUCAAAAUGUGGGUUUAUAUUAAAAGUAGAAAAUUUGAACUUUCUCAUUGCAAAAAACAGAUUUUUAAGCUUUAUUAUAGCAAAUGACAUUCAGAUUUUGAGUACUAUCUUUCCUGCUUCCAUUUUAUUUUACUUUAAGCCACCAAACCUUAAUUUUUUUCUUCUAAGUUUUAAUUAGUUAUAAUACUGAAAUCUUAUGUUAGUGAAUUUCAUCAUGUUUCAAGUACAAGAGAUCUGGAGUAGAAAAUUUUAGAAAUUCCAGUACGUAAUUACUUAAUGUGAAAUUCACAACCUACAUUAGUGCUUUUGGGGAAACGUGAUUAUGCAUUGAUUAUGUCCAUUUUAUCUCUAAAGUCCUGGGGUGCUUCUGCUGAGGUCACUACUGAACAAAGUUGUUUAUUCUGUUCUAAUGUUUUAAAAUGAUUUGUCAAAUGAUUACCUUCUCGUUAAAUAAAUUAGAAAUGACUAUAUUUUAAUGGACGUCCUUAAAAAUAAAACAGUGUAUUUCAGAAAUCAUCCUCCAGCUUUCUAAAUGGAAAAUCUAUUAAGUAAUUCUCUCUGCCAAAACAUACACUUUGUAAUGGGCUGGGGAAUAUUUCCAGCAGAUUCAGGCUAUUCUUAAAAUUUUCAUUGCUCAUUUUCUCACUAGAGUGUAAAAUCAAGAUGAUCAUGAGUACUGAAAUAGAUUUAAAGUUAUUUGCUUGUAUACUCCUCAUUCAGAAUAGAAAAAUAAUUGAAAUACUGGUCUCUUGUUUUUUUUCCUUUGACCAAAUAGUAAAGAAAAGAAAACCAAACUCAACCUCACAGGGAAAAAUAAUUAGUCUAGCAAUUUGCUUGUAUUUGCUCUUGAUACGACAAUUUAAUUCCUCUUCAUAAUGUUCAUAUUACAAAGUGGUAUGUAGUAAUAAUAGCUGUUUGUUACUGGGGUGGUAAAUCAUUUUCUUCUGUAAGUGCAAAAGAAAGACUGGAGGUGAACAGCAUGGAAUCGAGCUGUCAUUGCCAAAUUAUUAGUGAAUGUAUUUUUCAGGUUUGCUAUUUGAAAACACAUAAUGUCACUAAUUUUCCUAAUUGUAUUUCAGCAUUAGGAGGAUUGUGUGUGUGCAUGUGACCACUAAGCUUUCAGUAGUUUGGUCUUACUAUAAAGCUGUUUACCUCUUUACAAAAUUUAAGUCUGAAGACAGGAAGAAAGAAUGGGCCUGGUGUAACAGAGGAUUCUCUUUUUUAAGCUUCUUAAUAUGAUCACAGGAAAAAAACCCAAGUGCUUUCUUUCUACAUUUGUUGAUGAACAUUUUAUGCUUGCAUUUAAACUUGAAAUGUAUGAACAAAGUGAGACAAUCAGUUAAAAUCAGAAAUGAGAAGUGUUAAAAAUGUAAUGGCUUUGUUUUGCUUUAGCAAUAAGAUGACCAAGUGCAAUGACUUGAUUUAAUAAAAUCAUCUUUUAAAAGUU